Molecule: messenger RNA, 549 nt
Organism: Capsella rubella
Lineage: Eukaryota; Viridiplantae; Streptophyta; Magnoliopsida; Brassicales; Brassicaceae
Exons: 2
Coding region: 132-320 (62 amino acids)
Source: RefSeq, a predicted model, not a curated record
GAGAAAAAUAAAGAGUGGUGGGCAAUUUUAGUUUAACUGAAAUUUCUGAUAUAAGAAAAGCGUGGAACAACGUGUAACGCAGCUCCGGAGUCGGUGGUGGUCGAGAUCCGGCGUCACCGGAUCCGAAGGUCAUGAAGGUUUCGAGCGGUGUGGUCGCUUCUGUGAUUGCCUUCUCCACCGCUGUUCUCUCUUCUUCCUCCACUCCUCCCCCAAUCUCCCAAAAGGUUUGGGAAUCGAGGAAGACGAAUGGGUCGGAGAAAUUUGAGCCGAGGUUUGAUGGGUUAAGGUUCAUAGAGACGCUGGUCACAGCACACAGAUAGAUUUCAAAUCCCAUUCUUCACUUGGGUGGUUCAAAAGCUUUUGUUUUAUUAUACAAAGCAUGAGUGCGUCACUUGGCUCUCUUAAAUCUAAUCAUUCAUCUUCAAUUUGUUGUCUUCUACAUACUCUCUGUAUUGAGAAUUUAUUAACAUUCUUUUGCAUUCAAGGGAUAUGCUAAAUUGAACUCUUUGUUGUGCUAAACUUUGUUUCAUAUUAAUUACCUAUUUCGUA